Messenger RNA from Pseudopipra pipra, 10518 nucleotides. RefSeq names its product castor zinc finger 1 (gene CASZ1). Gene Ontology annotation, biological process: positive regulation of transcription by RNA polymerase II; regulation of neuron differentiation. The record is from RefSeq and is a predicted model, not a curated record. The transcript has 23 exons. Gene Ontology annotation, molecular function: DNA-binding transcription factor activity, RNA polymerase II-specific; RNA polymerase II transcription regulatory region sequence-specific DNA binding. Lineage: Eukaryota; Metazoa; Chordata; Aves; Passeriformes; Pipridae. Gene Ontology annotation, cellular component: nucleus. The coding region runs from base 975 to 6902 and encodes 1975 amino acids.
UGCUCUGGGCUGAGGCAGUUGAGGACGAGCUGAGGCGGUUGAGGAAAACCUGAAGGGGACCUGGGGCAGUUGAAGGUGACCUGAGGCGGCUGAGGAAGAACUGAAGAAGAGCUGGGGUGGCUGAGGAGGAGCUGAGGCACCUGAGGAAAGGCUCAGGCAGCAAAGGAAGAGCUGAGGCAGAACUGAGGAAUCUGAGGCCUAAAAAUUCAUCUUAUCAGCGUGUGUGGCCUCCAGCCCCUUCAGACAGCAGGUGCCUCGCCCCCUGCCCCCGCCUCACAGGUGUCUGCCAUUCCCUGGCAGGAGACCCCUGAGGGAACACCUUCAGGAGGCAGCCCAUGGGAAGCUCACCACAGCGUCACUUUGGGACAGCCUGAGGAGAAACUUCUUCCAGAGACACCACUGCUGGUGUCACACUGCACUGGUGACAUCUGGGAGAUAUUUGGCUGCCACCAAGGACUGUGUGGCACCGGCAGCCGUUCCAGGAGUCCUGGGAAAGCAGCUCUGUGUCUCUGCUCCUGCAUCAGCAAUGGAUGCACUGGGCCACAGCUUGGCCACGCUCUGAACAUUUGCUGUACUGCACUCCAGAUGGGGCUGCCUUUCACAGACAGGGCAAAGAGACUUCACCAAGUGAAGGGAGGCCAUCAAAUUCACACUGUCUUCAUCUGAGACCACCUCCAAAACAAAGAACCUGACUUCUUGCUUUGUACACUGGAAUGGACCUUGAAGCCUGUGACUUCUCAGUGCAAGAAUGAAGUGAAUUUAGAGCUAAAAACGAGGCAAGAAACCAGGCCUUGAAAUCUCCGAAAGGUAGGAGAGACUUCAGACUGCAAUGGGCAGUUACUGGCAUUGCUGUAGAGACAUCCUGAACGACGUGUUGGAAAAGGAAGUGCACAGGACAGUCUUUCUGCAUUGUGAACAUGUGUGAGACCCCCAUGCAAAGCUGUGCUCUGUUCUGACUCCAAGUCUCCUCAGACAUGGCCGAGGAAAAUGCACCUGAAAGAACUAUAUGCACUGACGCAGCCUCAGGAAAACCCACAAUGGCUGCCAAGCGCAAAGGCGGCCUGAAGCUAAAUGCCAUCUGUGCCAAGCUGAGCCGCCAGGUCGUCUUCGACCACGGGGGAGCCGAGCAGGCACGCGCCGACAAGGGGCCGCAGCGGGACAGCGGCAACAAGGACCUGCCUCAGCCCGGCACCAAGGAGCUGGGGACAGAGUUCUCAGAUGGACUCAGCCGCGUGCAGAAGAUCGAGGAGGACAAAAGGAGGGAGGUGAUUGAGAAGUGGGUGAAUGGGGAGUACAACGAGGAGCCCUUGCUGGGGCGAGUGGAGGGCAAGGAAUGUAAGGGCGCCGAGAGCGCGGAGGUGCCCCCAGAAGGGGUUUACAUGGUGCAGCCCAAGGGCUGCAGCGACGAGGAAGAUAAUGGGGACGAGGCAGACGCUCUGAGGAGCUCGCAGGAUGGCAACUUCUUGGAUGACAGGGAUUCAGACGGGCCAGCCUUGAAGGAUGAUGCCUACCGGUCCUCCAGUGGCGAGCCAGGCUCCAAGCUGGGGGCAGGAACCACCUCAGGGGAAGCGUCGUCGCUGCAGGAUUACGCCGCCACCACCAUGAACGAGUUCCUGGGCAUGUUCGGCUACGACGACCAGAACAUGCGGGACGAGCUGGCCCGCAAGAUCAGCUUUGACAAGCUGAACGCCGCUACCUCAGAGGCCGCCGCCGCCGCCGCGCUGCCCGGCGAGGACGCCAUGAGCAAACGCGCCCGCUUCUCCAAGUACGAGGAGUACAUCCGCAAGCUGAAGGCCGGGGAGCAGCUCUCGUGGCCCAUGCACUUGGCCAAGUCCGAGGAGCUGGGCCCCAAGCUGGGCAAAGAACCUUCCUCGGUGCUGGCGCAGCCCAUUCGGGUGCCAGGUCCAGACGCCUCCCUGCUGACGGAGACCAAAGCCACCAUCCUGCCGCUGCCCUCUCCCAGCAGCUCCCAGAUGCAGGGCCUGAUGUCACGGGCCUCCAAGUACGACUUCUUCAUUCAGAAGCUGAAGACGGGUGAGAGCAUCAGGCCACAAAACGGCAACACGUACAAGAAGGCCUCCAAGUAUGACCUAGAAAACGUCAAGUACUUGCACCUUUUCAAGCCUGGAGAAGGAAGCCCAGAUAUGGGAGGAGCCAUCGCCUUCAAGACGGGCAAGGUAGGCCGGCCUUCCAAGUAUGAUGUGAGGAACAUUCAGAAACUCACUCCAGUAAAAGCUCCAGCUCCCAGCCUGGCCCCUGCUCCCCUCGCCAGCACCCCCAGCAGCACUCCCGUGGCCGGGCCAGAGCAGUCCGUCUCAUUGCCAUUCAACACUCCUGAGUACCUGAAAUCAACCUUCUCCAAGACAGACUCCAUCACAACUGGAACAGUCUCUACAGUAAAGAAUGGAUUACCCACUGACAAACCAGCCGUCAGCGAAGAUGUAAAUAUUUACCAGAAGUAUAUUGCCAGGUUCUCGGGCAGCCAGCACUGUGGGCACAUACACUGUGCAUACCAGUACAGAGAACAUUACCACUGCCUCGACCCCGAGUGCAACUACCAGAGAUUCACCAGUAAGCAGGAUGUGAUCCGGCAUUACAACAUGCACAAGAAGCGGGAUAACUCCCUGCAGCACGGCUUCAUGCGCUUCAGCCCCCUGGACGACUGCAGCGUGUACUACCACGGCUGCCACCUCAACGGCAAGAGCACACACUACCACUGCAUGCAGGUGGGCUGUAACAAGGUCUACACGAGCACCUCUGAUGUGAUGACCCACGAGAACUUCCACAAGAAGAACACUCAGCUCAUCAACGACGGGUUCCAGCGGUUCCGCGCCACGGAGGACUGUGGCACUGUGGAGUGCCAGUUCUAUGGGCAGAAAACCACUCACUUUCACUGCAGGAGACCUGGGUGCACGUUCACCUUCAAGAACAAGUGUGACAUUGAGAAGCACAAGAGCUACCACAUCAAAGAUGAUGCCUAUGCCAAGGAUGGCUUCAAGAAGUUCUACAAGUACGAGGAAUGCAAGUAUGAGGGCUGUGUCUACAGCAAGGCCACCAACCACUUCCACUGCAUCAGGGCAGGCUGUGGCUUCACCUUCACCUCCACCAGCCAGAUGACCUCCCACAAACGCAAACACGAGCGCCGGCACAUCCGGAGCUCGGGAGUGCUGGGCCUGCCUGCCUCUCUCCUGGGCUCCAAGGACAACGAGCAGGAGGAGUCCAGUAACGAUGACCUCAUUGACUUCUCUGCCAUGAGCUCCAAGAACUCCAGCCUGAGUGCCUCCCCGACCAGCCAACAGUCUUCCGUGUCUCUCAUCGUCCCGGCCGCGCCCUCCUCUGCGGCCGAGCUCGCUUCCUCACAGGCCACCAAGGCUGCCAACAGCAUGACACCAGCCACCAAGAUCUCUGGCCUGCUCUCCCAGGCUCUUCCCAGCAAUAUACCCUUGGCCCUGGCACUCUCCAACUCAGCACUUCCUGGGACAGCUGGAUCCUUCUUCCCCAUCAUCCCCAGUCGGGUCUCUACACCACUGCCUGCCAGCUCGGCUAAUCUGAUGACUGCUGGUUCUUCUGGCGCCAAUCCAACAUCAUCUGCUCCUACAGAUUCCUCAUCCCAGGCAGUCUCAGGAUCUGGUGAGCCAGCAGCUACUUCCUCUCCAGCUCCAGCAGCAUCUAUAAUGGAAAGGAUCUCUGCUAGCAAGGGAUUAAUCUCUCCUAUGAUGGCCAGGCUGGCAGCAGCUGCACUCAAGCCCUCUGUGGCACUUGAAGCAGGGAAUGGACAACCAGCAGCUCCCGGACGGUUCAAUCCAGUCCAGGUGAAGCAGGAACCUGCGGAGGCCAUGGGAUCAUCAUCUGCCACCAGUCAGGACUCCCUGCAGGAGCACAGCUUGGACCUGAGCGUCAAGGAUCACGGUAAUGAAUCAAAUGGCCACACAGUCUCGGCAAAUUCAUCUCUUUUAUCCUCGCUUAUGAAUAAGAUGUCCAAGACCAGUGCCAGCCUUGGCAACCUGCUGAACAUUAAGACAGAAGGUGAUGGCAGCCAGGCUGGGACUGGGGAACCAACCCAGUACUUGGGCAAGGCAGUGAAGGCCCUUGUCCAGGAGAAGCUCUCUGAGCCGUGGAAGAUGUACCUGCGCCGGUUUGGCACCAAGGAUUUCUGCGAUGCCCAGUGUGACUUCCUGCACAAGGUGCAUUUCCACUGCGUGGUGGAGGAAUGUGGGGCCCUGUUCAGCACCCUGGAUGGAGCCAUCAAACAUGCCAAUUUUCACUUCCGAACUGAGGGUGGAACUGUGAAAAGUAACUCUGAGUCUCCCUUCUCAACCACUACUGAGAGUAAAGCUUCACUGGCCCCUUCAUCACCAUCUGCUACUUCUGCCACCAUGGCAAGUGCUCCUGCCCUCGACGUGCCCACUCCAAGUCCAGCUACUGUGCCCUCUGCCCCCACACUGCUGGCUUGGAAGCAGCUGGCUUCCACUAUACCCCAGAUGCCUCAGAUCCCAGCAUCAGUGCCUAACCUGGCAGCUUCACCCUUGGCAACGACUUCCCUGGAGAACGCCAAGCCUCAGGUCAAACCCGGAUUUCUCCAGUUCCAGGAGAAUGAUCCCUGCCUGGCAACAGACUGCAAGUACGCCAACAAAUUCCACUUCCACUGUCUCUUUGGGAACUGCAAGUAUGUGUGCAAAACCUCUGGCAAAGCAGAAUCCCACUGCCUGGACCACAUCAACCCCAACAACAACCUGGUGAACGUGCGAGACCAGUUUGCUUAUUACUCCCUGCAGUGUCUCUGUCCCAACCAGCACUGUGAAUUCCGGAUGCGAGGGCAUUACCACUGUCUGCGUCCUGGCUGCUACUUCGUGACAAACAUCACCACCAAGCUGCCCUGGCACGUGAAGAAACAUGAGAAGGCAGAGAGGAGGGCAGCCAACGGCUUCAAGUAUUUUACCAAGAGGGAAGAAUGUGGCAGAUUGGGUUGCAAAUACAACCAGGUGAACAGUCACUUCCACUGCAUCCGAGAGGGCUGCCAGUUCUCCUUCCUGCUCAAGCACCAAAUGACAUCCCACGCCAGAAAGCACAUGAGGAGGAUGCUGGGGAAGAACUUCGAUCGUGUUCCCACUCAGGUUAUUGGCCACACUCCAAGAAAUGAGAAUCUCCCCCAGGUUGGCAGCAUGGCACCCAGCCCAGCCUCAUCAGGAACCCCAGCUUCCUUCCAGGGACCCCCCAGCAUGAUGGACACGGAAACAGAUGAGUACAUGGAUUACACUGGCUGUAGCCCUGGGGGGAUCUCCUCAGAAUCUUCCAACAUGGACCGCAGCUGCUCCAGCACUCCAGUGGGCAACGAAAGUACAUCAGCAGGCUGCCUGGUUCCUUCUACUGCUACUGCUGCUGCCGACGAUGCCCACACUGCACCACAACCUCCACCACCAUCUCUGCCUCCAUCUUUCUCACAAGCCCUGCUUAGGUCUCCCCUCCCCACCCUGCCCUAUCUCUUCUCUCCAUCUUGUCUCUCGUACUCCCUGCUCAGUGCCACUCUGGGAGCCAGCAGAGGCAUUGUCAUGCCUGCCGCCAGCACCGCUGGGUUCUCGCCCAUCAUUGCCACUCCAACUCCAGUAAAAAGUGACGUUCCCUUAGUGCAGGAUGCAGCAGGGAACACCAUCACUAUGCCAACUGCCUCGGGGGCCAAAAAGCGCUUCUGGAUCAUCGAGGACAUGUCCCCGUUUGGGAAGCGCCGCAAGACCGCGUCCUCCCGCAAGAUGCUGGAUGAGGGGAUGAUGCUGGAGGGAUUCCGGCGCUACGACCUCUACGAGGACUGCAAGGACUCCAGCUGCCAGUUCUCCCUCAAGGUGACCCACUACCACUGCACGCGGGAGAACUGCGGCUACAAGUUCUGCGGCCGCACCCACAUGUACAAGCACGCGCAGCACCACGACCGCGUCGACAACCUGGUGUUGGAUGAUUUCAAACGCUUCAAGUCUUCGCUGAGUUGUAACUUCCCAGACUGUCAGUUCUCUGGCAAUAGCACACACUUCCACUGUCUGCGCUGCGGCUUCCGCUGCACUGACAGCACCAAGGUGACAGCCCACCGCAAGCACCACGGCAAGCAGGACGUCAUCAGCGCCGCGGGCUUCUGCCAGUUCAGCUCCAGCGUGGACUGCGAGGUGCCCGACUGCAAGUACAAACUCAAGUGCUCCCACUUCCACUGCACCUACCCUGGCUGCAAACACACGGUGGUGGGUAUGUCACAGAUGGACUCGCACAAGCGCAAGCACGAGAAGCAGGAGCGAGGGGAGCUGCCUGCCAUCUCCCCUGGCCCCGAGGGCCUCGCCCACUCCACCCUCGAGUAUGACAUCCAGAACUCUUCCAUCAACCUGGACAGCUCCCUCAACCUCAGCACUGACAACAACAGCUCCCUCUUCUUCCUGCAGAACGCGGCCGGCGUGGGCCUCAACGACUCCCUGGACCUCAGCAAGAAACAGGCAGAGGCCACCGAGGGCCCGUCCCCGAGCAGAGCUGGGACCGCGGCCCAGGAGAGGGGCCCGGGGGCAUCGGGCUCUGGUGAUGUGGAGGACGAGGAUGACUCUUCCCAAGAGGAUGAAGAGGAUGACGAGGAGGAGAUGAAUGAAGAAGAGGAGGAUGACGAAGAGGAGGAUGAUGAUGAUGACGACGAGGAGGACGAUGAAGAGGAAGACCUGAACACGGAUUCUGAAGAAUCGCUGCCUGACCCUGAAGGCCUGGCCACUAAAGAAGAUGGAGAACCAGAGGAGGCUGCUUCUUCCACAGACCAUGGUGAUGCUUCCAGGCCACAGGGCGAGCCAGCCCUCACUCCAGCCCCAGCUCCUGCUCCUGCUCCUGCUCCUGCUCCAGCUGCUGCCCCAGCCUCCACCGCUGCUCCAGCAGCUUCUCCUUAAUCCAAGAGACAACGACGGCAGUGGUUUGGUUUUGCUCUUACACAGAAUUACUAAGAGGACCCUAUGUGAGGCGAGAACAAAGAUUGGGAUGGCAAAUGAAAAACAAACUCCGUGCCACACACACGAGAGAGAGGAAGGAAGGAAACCCCUGCUCCUCCCCAGGUCCCAUAAGAGAUCGGUUUGCAGCAGGACUGGUGCUGCCUCAUCCAUUCUACAGAUCCCGGAACAGGGGGCAGGAUGCAGCAAAAAAUACCCUUUAUAUGGACAUGAACCUUGAGGGUACCUGCUGCUCUUCCCUGCUCCCUGCAUGGUGCGUGGGGCCUGUGCCCAUCUGGGGACCCUUUGUUAUGGGUGGGGCUCUAUCCCCCCAAUUUUCUUUCUGGGUUUUAUUUUUCCAUGUUUUCAGUUGUACGAUAAUAAUAAUAAUCUCCACUUCUUGGAGGGGGGUGGGUGGGAACAACAGGUAAUGAAUUUUAGAGAUAUAUAUUUGUGUGUGUGUCUCUCUAUAUAUAAUGUACGCACACACACACAUAUAUAAAAUUCAAGGAAUUGGUGUCACAGAGACAAGUAGCUCAGCUUUUGCCGGUGGGAAGGAGGGGUGAGGGGUGUGCUCUCUCUCCACCCCUCCCCCUUCUUUCUCCAGCAUUAAAUGAAUGGCAUCAGACAGCCAGGGUGGGAGUGGGUAUUUAUUGUCACAUAAAUGAGGACGCAUUAAUGAACGAGCAGGGGUGGGAACGGGACACUCCUCUGUUCUUCCAGAUCCUUUUUACUGUUAAUGAUAAUAAUUUUGAAUGCUAUUUAUAUUGUAAAACUUUCUCAGUCUACACUUUCUCUGUAGGACACCUCUCCUCAUCCCUGCUGCUCUGCCUGUAGGGAUUUAGCUGAAGUAACCUGGGAAGAACACAGCGGGCAGUCACAGGGUCUGUCACACUGGAGGACUGGGGUUAAUCCGCCAUCCAGUUCCAUCUCAUCCCAACCCCCAGGUGCUUCCUCUCUGCUGAGGGUGAGGCGUUUUUGUGGUGCUUCAGUAUCCCCAUCUCAGGAGGUUGUGAGCUGCCCUGUCCCACAGGGAGCACCGUGCUCAGAGGAGCGUCCGGGCUCUGCCCCGAGCGCUGGCACCAGGACAGGAAUGUCCCGUGCCCAGCCCUGUCCCCAGCCUGGCACCAGGACAGGACAGACACGGAGCCCUGGUGACUCUGGGAGAGGCCAAGGCAGCGCUGCCGAGGCAGGAGGAGGCAGGACAGGCCCGGGAUCCGCGGUGGGUGUCCUGCUCGGCCCUGGGGCAGGAGGGGACGCGCCUUUCCUAACCUGGUCUGGGAACACACACUACAGGACACUGUCCCAGACUCCAGCAGCAGGUGAACCAGUGGCUGUUUGACCCCAAAUCCUUGCCUGAGCCUGAGAGGGCUUGUCCACACACCAGGGCUCCAGAAGGACUAGUAUGGAUUAAUUCUGAUAAUAGUUAUUUCGGUGCCAGUUUUAAGUAUACCAGCCUAGUCUGAGCUUUGUCCCUUUUUAAAAAAAAAAAAAACCUAAUUAUUUUUUUCUCAUACCAUGCAGGCGCCCUCUCCCCUCCUCAGCUCUACGAGCCCUUCAGCUCCAAGGGAUCCCCGGGAUUUGUUUUCACUCUGAACAGAUAAAGGCCUCAAGAAGUUUAGGUUGCGUUGGUUUUUUGUUUGGUUUUUUUUUUUUAAUUAUUUCCCUAAGGAACUGGUGCAGAUCAGGUCUGAUUUAUAAACAAGCAGCUCAGCUGUGUAAAUGUGGGGACAGAAUGUUCAGAUAAUGUUUCAAAAGGAAAGGCAAAAAAAAAAAAAAAAGUUGUACAGUAUUUUUCCUGUAAAGGUUAUUACUAUAUAUAGAACAAAAGAGAAACCACCAAUGCCAGGGGGACGAGGGGGGGUCACCUGCCUUCUGGAUAGCCCUUAGAUAUGGUUAAUUGUGUGCAAUUUUUUUUUUCUCCUUUUUUUUUUUUUUUUUAUUUUUUUCUCUCUCCUUCGAUGUAGUGUUUGUUUGUAGGGGGUGGCAGGGGAGGGGGGGCCUUAACGCUGCGGUUUGAGGCUGACUUGACACUCCCAGCACUGACCGGAGCUGCACGGUUCCGAAUUCUAACUUGAAUUUUGUAGAGAUGAAACAAAUGAAAAAAAAAAAAAGAAAAAACAAAAACAAAUGAAAUAUUGUUAUUACUAGUUUGUAGUUUAUUUAAUUCUUUGGAGUUCUUUUCCUCUAUCAGCUAUUUGUGUGGCUUUUAUUUUUAUAGGGGUUUUUUUGUUUGUUUGUUUGUUUUUGUUUUGUUUGGUAUAUCCCCUGCCCUCAGCUGUGUGUUUCCUAGCACAACCUGAUUCCUGAAUAGAAUGAAGCUCAUGUUCCUGGGGCAGAGUGAUGGAAUGAUGCCCUGGAAUUUCUCAAAAUGGGAUGGGGCAGACAAAUAUUUAACUUUACCAGCAUUUGCUGCAGGUUCUGUACAUUUUCCCCAUGUCCAAUACUUAGAUAGGAUGGUGAUGGGCUCCAGGAGGAAUCCUUGGAUGUAACACAAAGCCACAUCUGGCAAAGCAGAUGUGGUGAUUUUGUACCACUGAAACACAGGAUGUCUGUCAGUGACUGUGGGAGCAGCACUGAGCCCUGCCCGGUGCCAGGGCCAGCACAGGGCUCCCUUGGGCCACCCUGUCCCUGGGGACAGACGGGCCCUGUCCCUGCUGCCCGGAGCUGGGAACCUGCACUGGGACACAGCGUUUCGUAUCUCACCAGACUCCAGGAGUCACUGCACAGCAGUGGGGAAAGCAGGAAAGCAGAAGUGUGUGGAGAGAGGGGGUGACCUGUCCAGCAGCUCUGCCUGGCGCUGGCCGGGACACAUCCCGGGGGCAGGAGCGGGCCGGGAUCCGCCGGGAUGGGCCCCGUGUCACACGUCCUUCUGUGGGGCCCAACGUGCUAGAAGGGCCUGUGUUUAUCUAUGCACACCAUUUUCUCCCCCAAGGCGCCCUUACUUCUCCCUGACAUCUCGGCCCUUCUCCCAAAGUUCUAUCCCCCCUUCUCCGGGAGCUGGCACAGGGAACAAGAGUUCUUUCCCCCCAGGCUGCUGCUCCAGGUGACCCCUGGGCAGGGUCAGGUGCCCUGGCAGGACAGUGGCCACCGGCCGGGCCGGCCCCAGAGCAUCCUCCUCCUGCUCCUGUAACUCUUACACUGUCUCUGUUCGCAACAACAACAACAACAAGUCAACAAGGUUAAACCCGACUUUUUAUUCUGCCAUGUCCAGGCUUUAAUUCAGCAAAACCCUUAAGCAGAUGACUCUGAGCAGGCCCAGGUUUAAGCCUGAGCUUAAGUGCUUUUCUGACCCAGGGCCUCAGCAGCCCAAGGACCCGUCAGAGCAGGCGUUGGUCACUCCAAGCUCUCGUAUCAGUGGGACUGUCAGUGCUGUUGAAAUUAUGUGCUUAAAGAAUGACCAGAGAAAGAGAGGGAGAUUCAACUGACUCUGUGAGGAGGGGAAAGAGGAGAGAGGAAACGGAACUGUUCUGUCCAAAACAAGAUAAAAAAACCAAACAAAAUAAACCUUGAGAUGGACCCUCCUGAUUCUGCUACCAUUCACUGCUGAAGAGCAAAAAAAAAAAAAAAGAAACAAAAA